UACAUGACCAACAUCCAGUGGGCCGGGAGAUGUCGACGACCACAUCGCUGUUUUGUGCCACACAGUCGCCCGUAAAGUAAAAAAAAAAAAAGUAAAGACAGGCAGGCACGGAGAUUUCGCUUCGGCCGAUUGUGCGACUGCGGCGCACCAUGAGAGCGCCUCGCCGCUGUUAACGGCUGUUUUCUGCCUCAAAACGAGCUGCACUGUUGACCAGGGGAGAGAUAAGCAGCCAGAGAACAACAACUAAUCCCCGGGACGGUCACAUUCACGGCGGGGCUUGGACCCAACAGAAAUGGACAGGGCAGCACGAACUGGAUUAAAUGAUAGGGAAUAAAGAGACGCCGCGAACAAAGCGAGCCUGAAGUGUUAUGCCCGUUAACCCGUGUGGUCUUCAUUUGACUGGAAAUGGGAGCUUUAACAAGCAGACAAAACAUAGGCGUGGAAGAAGUGGACAUUCCGUCCAAUUCGGUGUACCGCUAUCCACCGAAAUCUGGGAGUUACUUCGCCAGCCAUUUCAUCAUGGGAGGAGAGAAGUUUGACUCCACCCAUCCGGAGGGUUACCUGUUCGGGGAGAACACAGACCUUAACUUCCUGGGGACCAGACCUGUAGCGUUCCCGUACGCAGCCCCUCCACCUCAGGAACCAGUAAAGACGUUACGAAGCCUUAUAAACAUUCGUAAGGACACACUGCGACUCGUACGGUGCAGUGAGGACCUGAAGCUGCCGGGUGAUGAGGCGGCGGGAAAGAACAGAGCCUGCUACAACGUAGAGUUCACUUUCGACGCUGACACACAGGUGGCCAUCACCAUCUACUACCAGGCCAUAGAGGAGUUUCACAAUGGAGUGCCGGUUUACCUUCCCCAGGACAGCUCUCUGCAGUCUGAGACGGUGCACUUCAAGAGGGGAGUUUGCCAGCAGUUCUGUCUGCCCUCACACACCGUCAACCUCAGCGAAUGGGCCGACGAGGAGCUGCUGUUUGAUAUGGACAAGGAGAUUUUCCCCAUGGUGGUGCAGGCGGUUGUAGACGAGGGAGAAGAACAUUUGGGACACUCUCACAUACUGCUGGCUACAUUUGAAAAGCACAUGGACGGGAGCUACUGUGUGAAGCCUCUGAAGCAGAAACAAGUGGUGGAUGGAGUGAGUUAUCUGCUGCAGGAGAUCUAUGGGAUAGAGAACAAAUACAACAGCCAAGAAUCAAAGGUUGCUGACGAUGAGAUCAGUGACAACAGCGCCGAGUGUGUGGUGUGUUUGUCGGAUGUGCGAGACACACUCAUCCUGCCGUGCAGACACCUGUGUCUCUGUAACGCCUGUGCAGACACGCUGCGCUACCAGGCCAACUGCUGCCCCAUCUGCAGACUGCCGUUCAGAGCUCUGCUGCAGAUCCGAGCCAUGAGGAAGAAACUCAGUCCUCUGUCACCGACCAGCUUUAACCCCGUCAUCACUUCACAGACCUCAGACUCAGAGGAACACUCGGCGUCGGAGCACAUCCCCCCAGGCUACGAAGUGGUGUCUCUCUUGGAGGCGUUGAACGGACCCCUCAACACCUCCUCGGUGGCCCCCGCUCCUCUCCACUCCGGUCCCAGCCACGUCUCCGGAGCGCUUCCUCCAUACAGCAGCGAGCCCCACCCGGCACCGGCGCGCUCCCUCUCCCCUCUAGACCACUCCAACUCCAGUCAGGGACUCAAACUCAAGAAGAGUGGUUCAAAGUCACUUUCCCAGAAUUCGUCUGUGCUUCCCGAGGAGGAGGAUGAGAAGUCUUGCAGUGAAUCGGAGGCCUGUCGCCACAAACUUGUAGUGGACCAACAGGAGUGUGGAGUGACUCCAGACAGUGAGAACCUGACUCUCUCUUCGUCUGGAGCCAUCGACCAGUCAUCCUGCACAGGAACCCCACUCUCCUCCACCAUCACCUCCCCUGAAGACCCAGUGAGCAGCAGCCUGGCCCAGUCAGUGAUGUCCAUGGCCUCGUCCCACUCGCAGCACUCCCACAUCAGCACUGACACCAUGUCCUCCAUGUCAGGGUCCUACCUGGCCGGGGCCGAAGGCGAGCCCGGGGGGGAGGAAGGGGGAGACGACGUGGAGGGCGAGGAGAACCAGGACGCCCCCAUGGAGAGCCGAGGACCGUCGCAGCAGGACGGGGAAUUUUCCAGGGAGCCAAAGGAACAAAACUACUCAGUGGCUGUAGAGGAGCAGGACUCGGAGGGAAAUGAUGUGACAGAAGAGGACUGCUCCUCCCCGUCUAAUGGGAAAGGUGGGCGGAGCAGGUGUCCAGAGUUGGCCAAUAACAAUCAGGGCGUCGCCCUCUGUGACACGCCCUCUUUGGGGUUGGAUAAUGAGCAGGCUCCCGACAGCCGAUUCGCCGGUCUGAUGUACCUCGGGGGCUACAGGCCUGUUUUGGAGCCCCUCCCCCACCACACCUCCACCAGCAAUAUCAACCUGGAGGAGCUGGGGGCAGACAACAGGGACAGCCAGAGUCCCAAACAUCCCCGCUGCGGACCACUCAUUGUGUAACACGCUCACACAAACACAUACACACAGACUUAACCUUACCCGUCCAGAGUCAGCUCUUCUUACCCUGCCAUAGUGCUGCAUCACUGGAUACUGUCCUCGCUGAACAGGGAAAACCCAUCCACACCUUUCUGAACGUCUCCUGGAUCGAUUGUUCUCGCUGGCGCUGAAACCCUUCUUGAGUGGAAAGAGGAGGGAAGAGGAACAAUCACCUCUCCGUCGCCUGUAUACUUUUAUCUCACAGAAGUUUCCAUAAUUUUUUUUUUUUUUUUGUCUGUGACCUAACGUGUUGUGGGAGUGAUUAGCCUACUGCUACAUUAUUAUUUAUUACCUGUAGGUCUAACCAAUGAGAGCUGUGUAUUGUGACACUAUCUUUAGAAAUAUACAUGCUGCUCCCUUCCUUUCCUAUCCUCUCUUUUCCUUUCCUUCCCCCUCCUCUCCUGCCCUCUCCUCUAUUACCAGCCAAACAGUCAGGGGUUACUGUGAUCGGCAAUCGGAUUUAUUACUAAUGUACUUCUUCUUCUCUGUUAUAAACUGUACGUAGAAUGAGUGGUCGGACACUAUAAGAGUCAGCUCACACCGGACUACCUUACCUUACCUUAGCGAACUAAGUUGUGCUGACUCCUCUCCUCGGAUCAGGGAGCUCCCGUCUCGACUUCGCAUGCAGCUUUCAAACUCCUGCUGAUUUUUUUCUUCUCAUUCCCGCCAUGAUUUUCAAACGCGGCAACCUCUGCUGAAUGUGAAUCUAGAAACGCUCGGACUUGUGAGGUGGCGUAUGAGCCAAGAAAUGUCAGCCUAAAUGAACAGAAAUGGAAAAAAGAAAAAAAAAAAAAAUACAUGUCACACAGAAUGUAAGA
Seriola dumerili (greater amberjack) is the source of this 3362-nucleotide messenger RNA. RefSeq names its product ring finger protein 157 (gene rnf157). Lineage: Eukaryota; Metazoa; Chordata; Actinopteri; Carangiformes; Carangidae. The record is from RefSeq and is a predicted model, not a curated record. Gene Ontology annotation, molecular function: ubiquitin protein ligase activity. Gene Ontology annotation, cellular component: cytoplasm. The transcript is spliced from 19 exons. The coding region runs from base 406 to 2508 and encodes 700 amino acids. Gene Ontology annotation, biological process: protein ubiquitination.